Mytilinidion resinicola is the source of this 1386-nucleotide messenger RNA. RefSeq lists its product as uncharacterized. NCBI's taxonomy places the organism in Eukaryota, Fungi, Ascomycota, Dothideomycetes, Mytilinidiales, Mytilinidiaceae. The transcript is spliced from 5 exons. Bases 196 to 1305 code for a protein of 369 amino acids. The record is from RefSeq and is a predicted model, not a curated record.
CGUCGUAUGCAUUCAUCAUCUCGCGCGUGCGCUGACUGUUGCGCUUGCAGUAUUCUUCCGCUGCCUCCUCUCACCACUGCCGUCCGACGUCCACGCAGGCAUUACAUCCGCCGCCAUCCGACACUCUUCAACACGCUCGUCGUCUAGUCCAAGGCCCCCCCUUGUGCAUGCUACUUCUUCAUUGAUGCUGCCGCAAUGACUUCGCCGGCUACAACAGAGACGGUCGACCACGCUGACGCCGUGCCUCAUGCCUCAACUCUCCAGGUGCCGGGGCAAGACGACACCGUCCCCCUUCACCAUGGAACAACCUCAGCAAUUCAUUCGGGGAAUCCCUCGACCUCACACACUCCCGCCGGAAGCCGGGCCCCUUCAGUUCGGAACCAUCUCCCAAAUAACCAAAUCGUCUAUACAGACCUCGACUUCACGCGCCCACCCGGUCUAAACUACUCCCUGCGUCCGCGGAAGAAGGCAAUCGCUAUAUUUUGGACCCUUAUCUUGCUGGAUUGCGUCGCUAUGCCAAUCGCGCUAUAUUUCGGGCUGUGGUACGGCACAAGCUUGUCGCCAAAUGCCGUCUUCAGUAUAAGCACAGGGGCACUAGGUACUGUCUCAAUCGUCGAGUAUUUCCUACGUUUCUACCGGCUAUGGAAGAAAGGGUCGACCUGCCGAGUGAUUGGCGCUCAACGCUUCUAUCUGGACUGGUUUCACUGGAAUCUCUCAGUUGCGUGGUUUUUUGUCAUGAUCGAAUUGAUUGCUGGCACUGUCCCAGCACACCCUCCAAUUCGACUCCUUGCCAUGCCUGUAUCCACGAUGUGCUUUGCGAUCGGAACCGAGAUGUUGAUCAUUGACAUCGCACGUUUUUUCGGCAUGAGGGCUCCAUGCAGGAUAUCAUCCCUCCCCAUGGGUGCUCCUCUACGACCAGGCAUAUACGCUUAUAUCGAAGACGUGUGUGCGGUAGAUGGCUCCGGAGGAACCGAGUUUCGCCAACGCCUGAACCUCCGAUACCAAGCCAGUCAUAUGUUCCGGCAGAUGUUGCAUAGAUUGACGCUCUUCUGGGCGCUCGGUGCCAUCCUUAUAUCGGCCGCCACGACUGCCAUUAUUUUCACUAUCAACCAUGAUGUUGCAUAUGUUCUUGGCUGGACCAUCCCAUUCGCAUGGGCAGGCAUUUGGGCCCUCAUCACGACAAAGUGGGUCCAAGUUAGUUUACGCCAUGAGUACGCUAGUUGGGAGGAAGUCAAAUGUGAGUGCUUCCAUGUUAUCUCGACAGGUUUCCAAAAUUUAACUAACCUUCUCACAGGGAAACCUUGAGCUGAUCGUAAAGCGCUUCCGUAUCGUGUUCAGAUUUCCAUAGGGCAUAGCGACGGAGUUGGAGGUGAGCUAUAUAAAUAC